Candidula unifasciata is the source of this 1362-nucleotide messenger RNA. Lineage: Eukaryota; Metazoa; Mollusca; Gastropoda; Stylommatophora; Geomitridae. The record is from the annotation of a GenBank genome assembly.
AUGGCCCAUGCUGCCAGCGGGGGAUAUGAAAUUCCAGCUCGGCUGCGCACCCUGCAUAAUCUAGUCAUACAGUAUGCCUCCCAGGGCCGCUACGAGGUGGCAGUGCCACUGUGCAAACAGGCGCUGGAAGACUUGGAAAAGACCUCUGGCCAUGACCACCCAGACGUGGCCACCAUGCUGAAUAUACUGGCUCUGGUGUACAGGGAUCAAGGCAAAUACAAAGAAGCAGCCAACUUACUUAAUGAUGCUCUUAACAUUCGUGAAAAGACUCUGGGGCCAGACCAUCCAGCUGUGGCUGCCACACUGAACAACCUGGCUGUUUUAUAUGGGAAACGAGGCAAAUACAAGGAGGCUGAGCCUCUAUGUAAACGGGCUCUAGAGAUUAGAGAGAAGGUGCUAGGUAGAGAUCACCCAGACGUGGCCAAACAGUUGAACAACUUGGCUUUGCUCUGUCAGAACCAGGGCAAGUAUGAGGAGGUGGAAAAAUAUUAUCUGAGAGCAUUAGAAAUUUACAAGAGAAAAUUGGGACCUGAUGAUCCGAAUGUUAUAAAAACUCAGAACAAUUUGGCUUCAGCAUAUUUAAAACAAGGAAAAUACAAACAGGCUGAAAUUUUGUAUAAAGAGGUUUUAACAAGAGCACAUGAAAAGGAGUUUGGGAAAGUAGAAGGGGAAAACAAACCAAUUUGGAUGAGGGCUGAGGAAAGAGAGGAAAACAAGGGAAAGAGUAAAGAUGGAGGAGCUCCCAUGCCAGAGUAUGGAGGUUGGCACAAGAAUGCUAAAGUUGACAGUUCAACAGUUACCACAACACUGAAAAAUCUUGGUGCAUUGUACCGAAGACAAGGCAAGUAUGAAGCUGCCGAGACGCUAGAAGAGUGUGCUAUGAAGUCCAAGAAAAAUGAUCUAAUUGUGGGUGGGAAGGACAGCACAGAAGUCAGCAGCUCUGGCCUUCCACCCGUGUCUAACCAUGGCCGCAUGAUUCCUAUGGGUAUGUACCCAGACAUCAGUGAUGAUGUGAACAGUGGAGCCAGUUGGUCAGGCGAUGGUAGCGGUCGGAUGCAACGUAGUGGUUCAUUCACCAAACUGAGGGCAUCAUUGAAGCGCAGCAGUGCCAAACUGGUACAGAGGCUGACAGGAAAGGGCACAGAAGGGGAUGCUGGAGGAAGCCCCAACUGGAAUGCCAAAGACAAUUACAGUUCUGACAGUAUGAAAAGAGCAAGCUCCUUGUCGGUUCUCAACAUAAUCAGCAGUAGUGAUGACAAGCUACAAGAAAACCGACGUUCAGUUGCAAACAUUAGCAGUGGAGACCUCAGUGUGCGGGGGCGGACAUUUAGCACCCAACAUGUCUCCGGAGGAUUGACUUAG